Messenger RNA from Arachis ipaensis, 5412 nucleotides. The record is from RefSeq and is a predicted model, not a curated record. NCBI's taxonomy places the organism in Eukaryota, Viridiplantae, Streptophyta, Magnoliopsida, Fabales, Fabaceae.
GAACCAUGGAAGAAUACGUUAAAUAUUUGUAGAGAUGGGCGUUUAACGAUUUAUCUACCAAGUUUCCUUUUAUAGAAAUAAUUAUAUAGUAAUGAAGUUGCCGAACCCAACCCGAUAUCGAUGCGGCAAUGCUACUAUGUUAAAACCACCAACCCCUACAAAACACGUUCUCUUGCAUCUUUAUUCUCACGCAUCUUCAUCAAUUAAUUCUCUUCUCUUCUUUCGGUGAUUCUUAUUCAUCUUCUUCUUCUUCUUUCAGGACAUGUUAGUUAAGUAGGUGUAUGCUAUAAAUUCCGCAACCUACCUCCCAAGGUUCUUUUUCUAAUUCAAUAAUACAGUCACUUCAUGCUUCCUUCACUCUCAAUUUGUGCUUUUUGCUUCACAGUUUUCGUCACCGAAUGAGAAUUCUCAAUUGCGUCUAUUAGAUUUUUGCGCCAUGAAUGCAUGAGGAACAAUCUCAACUAUUUCAUUUGUUGGUGAAAGAGAGGCUGGCCUUGCGCCAUGGCUUCCCUUCAACUCUUCCAGCUAACUCAGAAGGGCCAGAAUUUUGCAGCUUCAAGGAGAAAAACUUUGCUACUUGCAACUGGUAUCUUUAUUGCUGGUGGAACUGCUGUGUAUGUGCAAUCGCGGUUUAGAGUUAAUAAACAUGUUGCCUUAGGCCAUUCCAAUGAUCAUAACAAGGAUAAAGAAGACCUCACAAAGGAGGAGGCUGCAAAGGGAAUUACUACAUCACAAAAUAAACAAAAGAAAGGAGGGUUGAAGUCACUUCAAGUCCUUGCUGCAAUUCUUCUAUCUGACAUAGGCCAAUUAGGUGCAAGGAACCUUUUAGCUUUAGUUGCCAUAGUGGUACUGCGGACCACUUUGAGCAACAGGCUAGCAAAAGUGCAAGGCUUUCUAUUUCGUGCUGCUUUUCUGCAACGUGUACCUUUGUUUCUUCGGCUAAUUUCAGAAAAUAUUCUUUUGUGUUUCCUAUUAUCAACUAUCCACUCUACAUCAAAGUACAUUACUGGGACUUUGAGUCUGCAAUUCAGAAAAAUAUUGACUAAAAUUAUUCAUUCUCACUAUUUUGAGAACAUGGUGUACUACAAAAUAUCACAUUGUGAUGGUCGGAUAACUAACCCAGAGCAAAGAAUUGCCAGCGAUGUGCCAAGGUUCUGCUCAGAAUUAAGUGAAAUUGUUCGGGAUGAUUUAACUGCACUAACUGAUGGACUGCUAUACACUUGGCGGCUGUGUUCAUAUGCAAGUCCAAAAUAUGUCUUCUGGAUAUUGGGCUAUGUACUUGUAGCUGGGACCACAAUCAGAAAAUUGUCUCCUCCAUUUGGUAAACUAAUCUCCAGAGAGCAGCAAUUGGAAGGAGACUAUCGACAGCUUCACUCGCGAUUGAGGACUCACUCGGAAAGUAUAGCAUUUUAUGGUGGAGAGAUGAGAGAAGAAGCCCAUAUUCAGCAGAAGUUUAGGACCUUAGUUAGGCAUUUGAGUAGUGUCCUACAUGACCAUUGGUGGUUUGGCAUGAUUCAGGACUUUUUAUUGAAGUACCUUGGUGCUACAGUUGCUGUUAUUCUGAUAAUUGAGCCUUUCUUUUCUGGCCAUCUAAGGUCUGACAGUUCAACUUUAGGGCGUGCAGAGAUGCUAAGCAAUCUAAGAUAUCAUACUAGUGUUAUUGUUUCCCUAUUUCAGUCACUUGGAACUCUUUUUAUUAGUGCAAGACGGCUCAAUCGACUCAGUGGUUAUGCUGAUCGCAUUCAUGAGUUAAUGGCUGUAUCAAGGGAGCUAAGCCUGGAGAAUGAGAAAUCUUCACUCCAAAGACGAGGAAGUAGAAGUUUCAUAAGUGAAGCUAACUACAUUGAAUUCUCUGGUGUCAAGGUUGUAACUCCCACUGGUAAUGUCUUAGUGGAUGACUUGACUCUUAGGGUUGAGUCAGGAUCGAAUCUAUUGAUUACAGGUCCAAAUGGCAGUGGAAAAAGCUCGCUAUUCCGGGUUUUAGGCGGUCUUUGGCCAUUGGUAUCUGGACAUAUUGUGAAACCUGGCAUUGGCUCUGAUCUUAAUAAGGAAAUCUUUUAUGUGCCACAAAGGCCAUACACUGCUGUAGGAACACUUCGUGAUCAGUUAAUUUACCCACUCACUGCAGGUCAAGAGGUUGAAUCGCUUACAGAUAAUGGGAUGGUGGAGCUAUUAAAAAAUGUUGAUCUUGAGUAUCUUUUGGACCGUUACCCCCCUGAAAAAGAGGUAAACUGGGGUGAUGAGCUUUCUUUGGGUGAGCAACAAAGAUUGGGCAUGGCUAGGCUUUUCUACCAUAAGCCUAAAUUUGCAAUUCUGGAUGAAUGCACGAGUGCUGUCACAACUGACAUGGAAGAACGGUUUUGUACUAAAGUUCGGGCCAUGGGAACAUCAUGCAUUACCAUAUCACAUCGUCCAGCAUUAGUUGCAUUCCAUGAUGUAGUUUUAUCCUUAGAUGGUGAGGGAGGCUGGAGUGUUCGUUAUAGAAGGGAGGACUCUUCUUCUGAAUUGGGGAUUGAUACAAUGAAGGCAUCUCAGACAAAGCGACAGCGUGAUGCAGAGACAGUUCAAGAAGCAUUUGCCACGAACAAAAAGGGUUCUGCAUUCUCAAAGUCAAGGAUACAAUCAUAUAUCACAGAAGUGAUAUCAUCAUCUACAUCCAUGAAUCCUACUAUUUCACCAUCUGCUGUUCCCCAAAUUAAAAGUAAUUUAAGGCCAUUGCCACUAAGAGUAGCUGCCAUGAGCAAAGUAUUGGUGCCCACCAUAUUUGAUAAACAAGGAGCACAACUACUUGCUGUUGCUUUCCUUGUUGUUUCAAGAACAUGGAUCUCAGAUCGUAUUGCAUCAUUGAACGGUACUACUGUGAAGUUUGUGUUGGAGCAGGAUAAAGCCGCCUUUAUUCGACUGAUCAGUACAAGUGUUCUCCAAAGUGCUGCAUCUUCAUUCAUUGCACCUUCUAUAAAACACUUGACUGCCAGGCUGGCCCUUGGAUGGCGAAUUCGUUUGACGAGACAUUUACUUAAGAACUACUUGAGAAAAAAUGCAUUCUACAAGGUCUUCCACAUGGCAAGCAAAAAAAUCGAUGCAGAUCAGAGGAUAACUCAUGACUUGGAUAAAUUAACAAGAGAUUUGUCAGGACUGGUCACUGGAAUGGUAAAGCCAUCUGUGGAUAUUUUGUGGUUCACUUGGAGAAUGAAGCUGUUAACAGGUCAGAGAGGUGUUGGCAUACUCUAUGCUUACAUGUUACUUGGUCUGGGGUUUCUAAGAAUUUUUACUCCAGAUUUCGGUGAUUUGAUAAGUCAACAACAACAACUCGAAGGAACAUUUAGGUUCAUGCAUGAAAGACUUUGUACACAUGCUGAAUCUGUUGCUUUUUUCGGAGGUGGAGCUCGAGAAAAAGCCAUGGUUGAAUCUAGAUUCAGAGAGCUUCUUGCGCACUCCAAUUAUCUUCUAAAAAAGAAGUGGCUGUUUGGUAUAUUAGAUGAUUAUAUCACAAAACAACUUCCUCAUAAUGUCACUUGGGGCCUGAGCUUGUUGUAUGCCAUGGAACACAAGGGCGAUCGAGCAUCUAUUAGCACCCAGGGUGAGCUGGCACAUGCAUUGAGGUUUUUGGCAUCUGUUGUUUCUCAAAGCUUUCUAGCUUUUGGUGAUAUUCUUGAAUUGCAUAGAAAGUUUGUAGAGCUAUCUGGGGGAAUUAAUCGGAUUUUUGAGCUUGACGAAUUUCUGGAUGCAGCAGAAUCUGAAAAUUUCACAAGUGGUGUUAUAUCUCCAGUGAGGAGGGAUAUUCAUUCCACAGAUGUAAUUUCCUUCUCGAAGGUUGAUAUUGUAACCCCUGCUCAAAAGAUGUUGGCCAGGGAACUAGAAUGUCGCAUUGAGCGUGGGGGAAGCCUACUCGUUACUGGACCAAAUGGAAGUGGGAAAAGUUCCAUUUUCAGAGUCCUUAGAGGACUCUGGCCACUUGGAAGUGGAAGACUCUCUAGACCAUCUGAAGACGGGGAUCCAGAGGCUGGAUCAGGUUGUGGUAUCUUCUAUGUUCCUCAGCGGCCUUAUACAUGCUUGGGAACCCUGAGGGAUCAAAUCAUAUAUCCCCUUUCCCAUGAGGAAGCAGAGAUUAAAGCAUUGAAGUUGUAUGGAGAAGGUAAAAAGCAUGCUGACACCAAAAGUAUGUUGGAUGCACGCUUGAGAGAGAUCCUGGAGAAAGUUCGGUUGAGUUAUCUUCUAGAAAGGGAGAAAAGCAGUUGGGACGCCAAUUUAAACUGGGAAGACAUUCUCUCUCUUGGAGAACAACAGAGACUAGGGAUGGCACGCUUGUUCUUUCAAAAGCCCAAAUUUGGUAUCCUUGACGAAUGCACCAAUGCAACUAGUGUUGAUGUUGAGGAACACCUUUAUGGGCUUGCAAAAGAUAUGGGAAUCACGGUGGUUACUUCCUCACAAGUAAGAUUAUCAUAUAUAUUGGAAAUUCAUCUAGUUAGUUGUGUGUCACUACCUAAUGAUUAACGUCCUGCUCUAAUACCAUUUCAUUCGAUGGAAUUGCGGCUAAUUGAUGGUGAGGGUAACUGGGAGCUUCGUCUGAUCAAGCAGUGAUCAUAUACCGAGGUAUUAUUACUAGAUGGACCCUCUAUGUAUCUGACACAUCUUGUCGUGUCUUGCACAUGCUGGCUGUUUUCAAGCAUAAUUUAGGUGUCUCAAUAAAUGCAAUUCCCCUUUACUCUAUUUAUGUGUUUUCCACAUUUGCCGAGACUAAUUCUGUUCCGUAGGUGGCAAUUGGCAAGCAAACUCUAAUAGCAAUCUGCCAAAAUUGUCGAUGAUAAGUUGGUGCACACAAUCAUUGCAUGAUAUAUGCAGUUGAUAUAAUGAUCAAUCAUGUACAAUCCCCUCCUCUUCCUUUCCCUCUUAGGUAGUGUAUAUUGAUUCACAUGUUAUAGCAAUUGGAUGUAAUAAUUAUAUUUAUUAUUUUUAAUCAACAGGAGAGAGAGAGAGAGAGCUCCUGUUUCUUAGGAUAGUAAAUUUUCGAGAGAGACCUAUAGUUGAACCCGAGGAUUCAAAUCUGUGUGUGUAUUUUCUAGUAUACUAAGGUUAUAUAUGUGGGUCUGUUGGUUAAUGGAAGUGCUACUGAUCAGCAUCAAACGUAGAAAACUGAUCGUUGACAAUUGACAUGCAUCACAGCCAUACUCUCCAGCUUGUGACUUUUGAGCCAUCAUAAGCCGGCCCUUACCUCUUCUUGAUUCGGCGAUUCCGGUGUCUUUAGUGGUUAGUGAGUGAUAAUGAGAGGGAGAAUAAGCUACUUCAAGAAUUGGUUACGGCAUUAACAUGCGUAGGAUCUCAGACGGCCACGGGAAUGUUUGAUUGUUCUUGCUGGAAAGUUACCUAAUAGUGUUUUGUUGUGCAUACCAGAAGCUUUUAGUUUCUACUUUC